GAUCCAAAGCCUUGGACGAUCUGUUUGCUGAGUACCUCAAGGCUGGAGGGAGUUGGCUGUCGAGCACCCUGGUGACCAAAGUGACAUCCCGUGUGGACAAAGAGUUGAAGGGCGAGGAGCACUACGUUCGCCUUUGCGACUUGCGGGAGAAGGAGGGAUCCGUGGCGGCUGACGAGAUCUUCAAGGCCAAGCAGGCUUUGCAGGAGCAGAUGCCGUCGGACUCCCUUGAGCCGCCCUACAUUCUGAAGCACCCGGACCUGCCAGGUUGCAAGGAAUGGACCUUGAUCCGCACCUUCAAGGAGGCGACCCUGACAAAGAAAGACACGUCUUCGAAAAAAACUACCGUGAAGACCGGCGAUCUGGAGCUCGAUGGCGAUGCGACCCAUGCUGUGGUGAACAACGUGCUGCACGGCCUCGAAGUCGCAUUGCCGAGCGGCUCUGAUCAGGCCAGCAGCAGCAUCAGACGUCGGCCAUCGUCGAUGGCCUUGCCGCUGCCGCAGGGUGAUGAGGAUGCUGGCUCGACGCUUGCAUCCCUCCCGGAACCUAUGGACAAGAAGAAAUUGAAUGCCCUCCUCACCCAGGCCAAGAGCAAGGCUACCCUGGCUUCCACGAAGAUCGGUGAGGCCACCGUGCUGAAGGAUGAGAUCUCCGGAAACGAAGACAUGUCAGAGCCGAUUCGCGAAGGCUUCGUCAAGGAGCUGCAGAACCACAGCAAUGGCCUUCAGCAGGCUAUGGACAAGCUAAAUGAUGAGGUGGCGAAGGGCUCGGGCGAGAAGCUUCAGGAGUACCUAGAUGAUUGCACGCAAAAGAUUACCAAUUUCGUGCAGUCGACGAAUGGAAUGAAGAAGAUGGCCGCCAGGCUGCACGCAUAG
Molecule: messenger RNA, 872 nt
Organism: Symbiodinium sp. CCMP2456
Lineage: Eukaryota; Dinophyceae; Suessiales; Symbiodiniaceae
Source: the annotation of a GenBank genome assembly